Messenger RNA from Rhododendron vialii, 5096 nucleotides. Its product is annotated as disease resistance protein RUN1-like. Bases 491 to 3448 code for a protein of 985 amino acids. Gene Ontology annotation, biological process: defense response. The record is from RefSeq and is a predicted model, not a curated record. The transcript has 4 exons. Gene Ontology annotation, molecular function: protein binding; ADP binding. Lineage: Eukaryota; Viridiplantae; Streptophyta; Magnoliopsida; Ericales; Ericaceae.
AGAAACUUUAUUUGGGUAGUCUUGACAACACUUUCAAAGUUUAUUAUGCUAUGAUUUAUGUUGCUCUUAAAAAUAUUUUCAAAUCAGUCUGCGCAUCAAGUUUGAAAUGCCACAGCACCAGAUGUGUGAAUUUGCUUAAAAAACUUUGGCUUAUUUGAUGGUUGUUCUCGCGAAUAGAGAGAAAAUUUGACUAGGAUAAAGCCUUUGUUGUACAUGCUUGUAGGCCGAAGGGUCCUCACGACCUCACCUAAUAUUACGUUUUUGACAAACUUAGCAUGGUAUAUGCUACUGUCAUGGCGCUUCUACGUUUGCUAAAGCAUUUGAUUUUUCGUUAUUUUAAUAUUAUGCACAAUUUUGUAGUGAUGAAGCACAUUUAAUUCGGGAAGCCGUUAAAGUGGUUCAAAAUAAGUUAGAUCUUGUACAUCUACAUAUCUCAUGCCACGAAAUUGGACUAGAGUCUCGCCUUCAAAAACUCAAUUCGUUGUUGAAAAUGGAACCAGAUGAUGUUCGCAUUGUUGCAAUAUGGGGUAUGGGUGGAAUUGGUAAGACAACAAUAGCUAAAAAGCUAUAUAAUCUCAUCCAACAUAAAUUUGAAGGUAGCAGCUUUCUUGCAAACAUUAGAGAAACUUCGAAGCAACCAAAUGGUCUGGUUGUUUUACAAAAGCAACUUCUUUCGGAUAUACUCCGAACUGGAACUCGUAUCUUAAGAAAUUUUGAUCAAGGAAUCGAGGUUAUAAAACGGAGAGCUUUCUGUCGUAAGAUUCUUCUUAUUCUUGAUGAUGUGGAUGAUGUCCAACAAUUGAAAGCAUUAGCCGUAGACCAAGAUUUCUUCGGUUUUGGAAGUAGGAUUAUCGUAACAACAAGAGAUAUUUCUUCUCUAAAUGUUCUUAAAGUGGAUGAGAUAUACGAGGCAGAGGGGUUGAACGAGGACGAAUCUCUUGAACUCUUCAGGUGGCAUUGCUUUAAGAAAGACCAUCCUACAGAAGACCAUUUGGACCUUUCACGCCAAGUUGUGCAUCAUGUUGGAGGGCUUCCAUUAGCUCUUGAAGUUUUGGGUUCCUUUUGUUGUGGCAAGAGCAUACCUCAAUGGAAAAGUGCAAUAGCGAAAUUAAGAAAAAUCCCUGAUGAUGAUGUCCAAGGAAAACUUAAGAUAAGUUUUGAUUCGCUAAGCAAGGAAGUGAAGGAGUUGUUCCUAGAUAUGGCAUGUUUUUUUGUUGGAACAGGUCAAGAAUUUAUAGUAAAAAUACUGGAAGGCUGCAACUUUUUUGCAGAAAUUGGGAUUCGGGUUCUAGCCGAUCGGUGUCUCAUAAAACAUGACUGUAACCAAAUUGUGAUGCAUGAUAUGCUUAGAGACAUGGGCAGAGAAAUCGUCCGGCAAGAAUCUGUUAAGGAGCCAGGAAGGCGGAGCAGAUUGUGGUAUCAUGAGGAUGCUCUUGAAGUGCUGGUAGGUGGCACGGGAACUGAAGCUGUUGAAGGCCUCUUCCUAAACUUUCAUGAGCCGAAUGAGGUCCAAGUAAAUUCAAAGGCAUUUGAAAAGAUGAACAGAUUGUGGCUGCUUCAUCUCAAUUAUGUUCAUCUCAAGGAAGGUUACGAACAUAUCUCCAGAAGACUAUUGUGGCUAUGUUGGAAUGGCUUCCCAUUGAAAUGUUUGCCAUCAAGCCUACAUAUGGAGAAUUUAGUUACUCUUGACUUGCGAUAUAGUAGCCUGAAAAAAGCAUGGAAGGGAACCAAGAUCUUGGCCAAACUGAAAUUCCUUUACCUAAGUCAUUGCUAUCACCUGAUCGAAACCCCCAACUUCUCUGGCCUAAACAAUCUUGAGGAACUGUUGCUUAAUGAUUGCAUAAGGUUGGUAGAGGUUGACAAAUCUAUUAGAUUUCUCAACAAACUUCUUGUACUAGAUAUGAAGAACUGUAAAAAACUUUGGAAGCUUCCUUCAGGCAUUUUGAUGUUGAAAUCUCUCAAAAGCCUUGAUCUCUCCGGCUGCUCCAUGCUUGAAAAAUUUUCCGGAUUCAAAGGAUCACCAUCUAAAUCACAGUCCUCAUUCCUCUCAUCUAGGAUUUUCAGAACAAAGAGAGUGGAUUCUAUUGUUUUGUCACUUUCCCCUAUACAAGGCUUAAGUUGCUUAAAAGAAUUAAGGAUGGAAAACUGCAAUCUGUCAUGUCUACCAAAUGAAGUUGGGAAUUUAAUCUCAUUGGAGACUUUGGAUCUUGGCAGAAAUAAUUUGCGUAGCUUACCAGAUAGUAUCUGCAACCUUACUCGCUUAAAGGAUUUGAAGUUGACAGGCUGCAAUGUGUCACAUCUGCCCUGUGAAAUGGGGAGGCUGAUUUCGUUGGAGACUUUGGAUCUUAACGGAAACCAUUUAUGUACCCUGCCGGAUAGUAUCUGUAACCAAUCUUGCUUGAAAAAGUUGUAUUUGUCAGACUGUGCUCUGUCACAUCUGCCCAACGAAAUUGGGAAACUGGCCACAUUAGAGACUUUGAUUCUCGAAGGAAACAGUUUACUUGCCUUACCAGAUAGUAUCUGUAACCUUGCACGUUUGGAGAAUUUGUCUUUGAAAGAUUGCAAUGUGACACAUCUGCCCAGUGAAAUUGGGCGGGUGAUCUCAUUGCGAACUUUGGAUCUUGGAGGAAACAAUUUACUUACCUUGCCGGAUAGUAUCUGUAACCUUGGUUGCUUGAGGGAGUUGUAUUUGCCACACUGUAAUAUGUCACAUCUGCCCGAUGGAAUUGGAAUGUUGAGCUCGUUAACGUGUUUUGAUCUGGAAAGUAACAAUGUUUGUAGCCUACCAAAUAGUUUCAGUGACCUUGCUAGCUUGGAAAUACUCAGAUUGAAUAAUUGUGGAAGGCUUCAAUCACUUCCAGAGCUUCCAGUAAGUUUAUGGCAUGUAGAUGCAAGCUACUGCACAUUACUAGAAUUCUUACAUACGGGAUUCAAGUGGCAAGCUGGACUAUACAUGUCCCUUCCAGGAUGCAAUAUGUUAGCUAAGAACAAUUUUGCAAAUAAUGUGAUAGAAAGACUCGACCAGUAUAAGGAAUGGUCUGCACUGCGGAGAAUAAGUGGCAUUUAUCUUCCAGGGGAUGAGGUUCCUGAUUGGUUCCAAUACCAGUAUACAGGGUCAGAAUUAUCUCUUGUGGUGCCGCCUUUGGUAACUCGGGGAAUAUUCGGCUGGAUUUUGUGCAUAGUUUUUAGGACUCACAAAAAACCUGGUCAACGGUCUUUUAUGAGUAUUUUCAGUAAGAGUAAGAAAACUGAAUAUUUCAAUUUCCGAACUGAGGUAACAUAUCAAGAUCAAGACCAGAUGAAACUCCUCUAUUUUCCAUCAGAUCUCACAGGAAUCCAUUUGUAUGGCGGGGAUAAAUUGGAGAUUGAGAUAAGUCCAUUUGACCGGGUGAAGACGUUGCCUUGGUUGACAGUUAAGAAGUGUGGAAUUAAUCUCAUUUAUGAGUAGGGCUGUAAAUGAACUGAGCAGCUCGCGAGUUCAAACUCGAGUCCGCUCGGCUCGUUCGACAAAAGCUCGGCUCGUUAAGAGAGGUUCGGCUCGAUUGAAAAGGCCCGUUUAGUAAAUGACUAAACUCGACUCGUUAAAGCUCAAGCCGAGCUCGAGCUCAUGUUUUUGGAGCUCGAGCUCUACAAAAUUCGGUUCGACUCGUUUACAACCCUAUGUAUGAGGAUGAUGAGCACAAUACAGUGAAAUGAUUUAUAAGUUCAACACAAAGGAUCCAGAUAUUUUUAGUUUGAGAAAUUAGUCGAGUGCACCAAAGAUGGCCCGGAUAUCAUGAGUUAUUAAAGCCGGGACAAAGCCUCAAUUGAUCCUUGGGACCAAUCCCACCCUUCAAUAUCAGAGUGUACAUGUAAAGCUGGGACAAAGACUCGCAUGUGUUGAUCCUAUACGAGCUAAUAACGCCUAGAAAGUUUCUAACCUUAGACAUGGGAAGGAGCAAAUGCUCAAGUCCGAGGCUUUGACUACUACGCCACAUGUGAAAUAGUUUUUGUCACCGAAGUCCUCUUAGUUGAUUGAGUCUUUUUGUUUUGUGGGUUAUGUGAAAUGGUGCGAGUUGAGAGAGAAGAACAUAUUUUUCUGUACUCUUCAACCGUUUCCCCAAACCCCCCCCCCCCCCCCCCCCCCCCCCCCCCCCCCCCCGUCUUACAGGGGUAUGAAUCUCCUAUAAUCAAACGAGUCACCUAACAAGAAGAGAAGUAUGCUGGGCUACCCCCUGUCUCUCGGAAAAGGCACAAGUCAAGAUCUAUCAUUCAUCUUUGAGCUUGGUCCAUGGAGGCUGCAAGGCCAAAGAAGCCUCUUCCUCAUCCUCCUCCAUCUCAACACAUUUCAAAUAUGAUGUCUUUUUGAGUUUCAGUGGUGUCAAUACAUGCAACAAUUUUACCCGUUAUCUUUUAGCCGCUAUUUGCACAUUCAGAAAUGACGCAAAGCUCAACAGAGGAGACGAUAUAGGCUAUGAACUACUAAAAGCAAUUGAUCAGGAGUCAAGAAUUUCGCUUGUAGUUCUCUCAAAAAGUAUGCUGCUUUACAGUGGUGCCUUGAUGAACUUGUGAAGAUCAUGAAGUGCAGGAAAACCUUGCAGCAUAUUGUUCUGCCUAUCUUUCAUGAUGUUGAGCCCUUCGACGUACAGGCACAGAAGGGAAGUCUUGCUGGAGCAUUCGCCAAUCAUGAAGAGCAUUUUUAGGAGGGUUCAGAUGGCAAGUGGAGAAGUGGUGGGAGGCUCUUACUGAGGUUGCCAAUUUGUCAGGUUGCCUGGUGGGACUUGCCCGAGGUGGCCAAUCGGUAGUUUCCUCUAUCUUUCUAGCAUGCGCGUCGAAAAUAACCUAAAGUGGCACCGGUCAAUUGUCAUUUUAUGGGGGUGCAAUUGCAAUUCUACAUGCAAUUAUAGAGUUCUAAUAGAGUCUGUCUAUGCUACUCUUGCAAAUUCGUCAAGAUCAGUUCGUGCCGAAUUUCAUAUAAAAUACAGCACCAGAUGGGUGAAUCUGCAUAAAAGCUCCGUUUAUUUGAUGGUUGCUCUUGCCUCAGAAGAUAUUAGGAGAAAAUCUUAUUUUGCACUUUAAACAAGCCAAAAGAAAGGAAUUCUAACUAAGAGUAAGCC